AUGCCGAUGGAGCAGGCCUUCAUGCACUGCGACAAAGACACCCUCAAGAUGGCCAUGCUCAAGCACGAGGAGACCUUCAGGCAGCAGGUUCACGAUCUCCAUCGCCUGUACAGAAUUCAGAAGCUUCUGAUGAGGGACCUCAAGAGGGAGAUCAAGAGCCAGCAGAGCGGCCUGUCCGCCUCCCCCAACGGCUCCCCGGGCGCCGAGUACGACCGCCGCAGGGCGAGCGCGCUCGACGCGUGCUCCUACGAGCAGCAGUGGCAGUACGGCACCACCCGCCGCGGCAGCCACGGGGACGGGGCGGCGACUCCUCGCGCGGCGCAGGCGCAGCUGAGCCCGGAGGCGACCGACGACGAGGAGGCGGAGCUGGAGCUCACGCUCGCCCUGGGCAGCGGCGGCAAGAAGCGGUACAGCGACGGGCACUGCUCCCCCGGGGAGAGCUUCUCGUCGUCGACGACGGAGUCUGACACGCUCACGGGCGGCCAGGACUGGCAGCAGGCGCAGGCGCAGCAGCAGCUGGUCGGCACUGGCGCAGGCGCGGGCUCGCCGUACCACAAGCGGAGGCCGGCAGGGUUCGGCGCGGAGCAGGCGGAGGACGGCGGGGUGCAGCAGCAGCCUUCUCCGCUGCUGUUCCACUGGCUCAGCCUACGGAUGGCGUGA
Messenger RNA from Triticum turgidum subsp. durum (durum wheat), 660 nucleotides. NCBI's taxonomy places the organism in Eukaryota, Viridiplantae, Streptophyta, Magnoliopsida, Poales, Poaceae. The record is from the annotation of a GenBank genome assembly.